Anneissia japonica is the source of this 4044-nucleotide messenger RNA. RefSeq names its product type 1 phosphatidylinositol 4,5-bisphosphate 4-phosphatase-like. Gene Ontology annotation, cellular component: plasma membrane; late endosome membrane; phagocytic vesicle membrane. The record is from RefSeq and is a predicted model, not a curated record. Gene Ontology annotation, molecular function: phosphatidylinositol-4,5-bisphosphate 4-phosphatase activity. The transcript has 8 exons. Gene Ontology annotation, biological process: phosphatidylinositol dephosphorylation. Lineage: Eukaryota; Metazoa; Echinodermata; Crinoidea; Comatulida; Comatulidae. Bases 10 to 807 code for a protein of 265 amino acids.
UUAAUUUUCAUGAUGGCGGACGAUCGGGCAUCGGAGAAUGAACCUUUAUUGGGAAGUAAUAAUGAAAACUAUGAUGAUACUCCUCUUCCACCCGUUUGUGAACCAACGGCACCAAUUUUGCCGAAUGAGGCCCCACCAGAAUACGCAGCAUCUCCUAAUGGCCCUCCACCUCCAGUAAUGCCUGGAGAAUCACCUCCACCAUACUCACCCCCGACGAUGGUUGGCGUCACCCCCAUGAUUAACUGUCGGGUCUGCCAGGCUAUGAUUAACCUUGAUGGUAAACUACAUCAACAUGUUGUAAAAUGUAGUGCAUGCAAUGAGGCUACUCCUAUAAAGGAAGCACCAGCAGGGAAGAAGUAUGUGAGAUGCCCGUGCAAUUGCUUACUUAUCUGCAAAGCUUCAUCUAAGCGCAUUGCAUGCCCAAGAGUCAACUGUAAGAGGAUUAUUAACCUUUCACCUAUGAGUGUUCCAACUUCUAUUACACAUUACACCUCUGCAAAUAGAGUUGUCUGUGGCCAUUGCAAUGAGACUUUCAGGUUUCCACAUGCAUCAGCUCUUGCAAGAUGUCCCCAUUGCAGAAGAGUAUCGUCUGUUGGUUCCCAAUAUGCUAAGAAUCGCUGCAUAAUUUACACUGUUCUUGGACUUAUUUUCCUUGGAGCUGGUAUUGGAGUUACUAUUGGAACAUAUGCUGUAGCCGAAAACUCAGGCGGCAUAUAUUUCCUGUGGAUCGGUGCCUUUGUUAUUGGAAUCCUGAAUUUGAUCCGAGCACUAUAUUAUGGAACGAUGAAGAUAAGCUAUAUAGAAUAAAUGCAUAGAGGCCUGCACAGUGAGUUGGAUUAAACAAUGGAGUGUUUUAAUGUGACUGCAUUGAAUAGGACUCCAGCUAAGUAAAACUGACACUGAGGCAUACAGAACUGGUAUACUUACCAACUAAAAAUGUUUUUUUCCCCUGAUUCACAAAUUCAUCAUUUUUAGUGAAAAUGUAUUUUUAUAUUUUUAAACUACUGUUAAUCAUUCCUUUGCUCUGCAGAUGUGUAAUAUGAUAAUUAAUCAAUUACAUCAUACAGUACACAGAAUCAAAUGAUAUCUAUGAAAUGUGCGAUAUUUACAUAUGUAUGUACACAAAUAUAUAAGCAUUCAUGAAAUUACGUCCUAUAAAUCAUCAUUUCUGUAUGCUUUUAAUUUUGUUUCAGAUUAUAAAUUUUAAUUUGCAUAUAAGAAAGUAGAUAUAUUUUUCAGAACUCAUAAAUUAUACACGGAUCAUAGUAAAUACUUUUUGAACUUUAAAAAGAAUUUACUUAUUUCUGUUUUAUGUUUAUAUUCAUUUUGAUGACUUCAUUCUAACUAUUAUAAAGUUAUUGUGGUUGCUUACUGUAUGUUGACAUGCAUGCUCCUUAAGGUCAGCAUACAUGCUCCUUUAGGUUAGCAUAUAUCCUCCUGUAUGUCAGCAUACAUGCUCCUGUAGGGCAGCAUACAUGCCCCUGUAGGUCAGCAUACAUGCUCUUUUAGCUCAGCAUACAUGCUCAGUAAUCCAUAUUUGACAAAAUCAUAUUUGAAGUAGAUUUAAAAUAAUUUAAUAUAUGGAAAAGGGAGCUUAUAAAAUACAAACAUGUAUAAUCUCCAAAUAGGUUUACAAAUAAAUAUAUAAAAAUUAAAUAUAAUAUUCUAAAAUUCUUUAUAACUUGUAUACAGUAUGAAUUAUUAUUACUCAUUACUCCCUUUCCCCUACAUAAUGAACUUUUCCGGAGUGUCAAUCAAACUUAACAACUGACCAAUGAAGAUGGUACAAGCUUGUUUCACAAACACAAAUUCAUGUAAUUAAUCUUUGUGGGACCUUAGCAACAAUAUCCAAGGGGCGGUGCUUAGCGGAAAGGUCCAUUCUUCAGGAUAUUUUUGAUCCUGGUAAAAUUUGUACAUAUUGUUACUAAGAUGAAUUACUUAAUUAGGGCGUUAGCAAUUGUAAGUAAGAAAUAUAAAAGAAGGCAUGUUGGGUGAAUAUAAAAUCAACCCAAUUACAAUAGGCAAAAUGGCAUAAUACAGUUAGCUGGCAUAAUGCAUAAAGCUUAAUGCAUUUUCCUGGUCACAGCCAAUACCCACCUCCCUGGUGGAGUAGUCCAUAAUGUCGCAGGUAGAGUUAGUGUACCAUUUACCCACUUAUACUCCUAGGUAGAGAGAGACAACAUGGACACAAACAACCAGCCUCGGAAUCGAACCACUGCUCUUUUAAUAAGAAGACCAAUACCUUACUUCUGCCCCACAUGCUUCCAAUAUGCUAUCUAUCAUAAGGCAUACUUGCACCUGAUUCACAUGAACAAAAAUGUUACAUGUAUCCUGUGCUAGGGAAAAAUUUAUCACAGGGCCCCUUUUACAUUGUGUCCAUGUGAAUGCUCAUCUGAGUAAAGCCCUGUUCACACUAUCAAAUUUUAUUUGACAAAAAACAUGUGGCAUGCCUAAAUAUGGUCAUGAUGACAUCACAUCGUGACCAAAUAUUGGCACAUCAUGACUAUAUAUGGGCAUACAACAGUUGUUUGUCAAAUAUAAUUUGAGAGUCUGGAAAGGGCUAGCAUUCGUCAUAUUUAAAACUCAUGUAAGGCAAAUGGACAUUGCAGAGGGUUGUAACAAACACUCUUGAGAUAUUAAGCAUAGGUCUGUGUGCAUGGUAAUGAGGCACAGGUUUAAGCCGGUUUUACACUAAGUGAAUUUAUUCACACGAAUCGAAAGCGUUGGUUCAUGAGCAUGUGCAUUCACAUUUCUAUCAGAGUUAUUCGCUUCCGCGAAAUCAGUAGUUUAAACUGUUUCUACUUUUUGCGAAGUGAAUAAAUGUGCAACCAAUCAGAACUCGGGAAGCAAACUGACACUUUUGAUACGCACGAAUAAAUUUGCCUAGUGUAAAACCGGUUUUAUCUUAAUGCUGCAUCAUGUACAUCUUGUAAAUUGUACCAAUUUUAAGCAUGGUAUAUUUUUGUCUCAUGUGGAAACGACGGUAUUUCGGUAGGAAUAUAUUUAGCAUGUGUCCAGUGUAACAUUAUAUCUUGUGUAAACCAGGUAUUCGGUGCACAUACUAGGGAUAUGCAUAUAUUGUAGAUAAAUGUGUCGGCAAUUUUUUUGAAACAUACCAAACAUGAUAUUAAAACAAUGUUUGUAUAUUCUCUAAUGUUUGGCGUAUACUGUUUUUUUUUUAAGCAAAAUUGUUAAGAAAUGAUGCAAAUUAUAUUGUUAAUCAUGUAAGCGUAGUGUCCGUUAUAUGUCUGUUAAUGUACAUACAUUUUCUAAGGCCUACUGAAAUUUAGAAUUUUUUAACUACAUUCAUAGUUUUGGUUUUUGACAUUCUAAAUGAGAGAAAAAGAUAGAAAAACAAAAUGGUAGUUUGUCAUCCAUGAACAAGGUGUUGAAGAAAAAAUAAUUUUGCAGUGAGUUCUAAAAAAUUCUACGUAUUUAUAGAGGUCACAGUCAAAUUUUAGUUUACAGUUUAAAAUGAUGAGAAACUAUUACUGGAAGCACGGUAUUAUGUAAAUAAUCGUGAGAAUAAUUACGUCAUGAAUGUUUAAGAUUGAUUUAAGCUGAAAAGCUGGGGGGCGGGGUUGUGCCGGCGAGAGGGAAAAAACAAAUUUUUGUACAGAUUGUUGGCUUCUAAAAUAUUUAGAUUAAAUAAGCCAAAUUCCUGAAUUGUAGUCGCUCCAUGUCUACUGAUCCACUUUUUACCAUGCCUCUCAGGAGGAAAAUCCUUGCUCAACCACUUUGAUAAAGAAAAUAUACAUAACUGUAGAAAAUAAAGUACUGUAUCAAACUAAAGUUACCUAUAGAAUGUUCAUCAUUAUAUAUCAAAGACAAUUAUAAUAUUUAUUAUUUUUUCAAAGGGCAAAUUUCAUUUAUUAAUUGAUUGAUUAAUUAGUUAAUAGAGAAAUUAUUGUUGCCAAAAAUAGUUGUGAUUUUUUAUGGAUACAUUUGGGCAGUCUUUAUUUUGAGUCUAGUAUAUUUUUAAUUCAAGUUAAAUUAUGGUGUAAUAUAUGCCAAGUUUAAUUAAAGUAUCAAAUUCUUUUGAAA